Clonostachys solani is the source of this 597-nucleotide messenger RNA. Lineage: Eukaryota; Fungi; Ascomycota; Sordariomycetes; Hypocreales; Bionectriaceae. The record is from the annotation of a GenBank genome assembly.
AUGGCGGAUCAGUUUCAUGUCGUGCUCGCGACAGACUGGGAUGCUCGCAUUCCCGGCUACCGGAAGCGCAAAGUGUUCCCCAGAACCAAGUCUGGCUGCUCCACCUGCAAGUCCAAGAAAGUAAAGUGCGAUGAGAAGAGGCCGGUUUGUGUCCGGUGCGUGAGAAAUGGACGGCAGUGCUACUACAGCGAAGACGGACCUCCCCCGUCAAACCAACUGAUCGCGAGAUCCAGAGCAGGAAUCGGGAUUCCCCCUAGCGGAUUCUCUCUGUGUCUUUUUACCUUGAAUACGCCCUCUCCUUUUCCUCUGUUGAACGCCAAGAACGGCACUCCGAUGUUGGAACUCAUGCAGUAUUGUGAGAGUCGUUGGGGGGAUAUCUUGCACGUGGAGUUCACUGAUGUUUUCAAAUUCAUGUUUCAAUCCAGCCAUUUGAUUCGCAAUGUCGUUCUCGGGAUCACGGCAUGCAAUCUUCGACACCUUGCUGGAGACAACUUGCGUCACCAGAUCGCCGAACAUUUCUACCAAUCGUUGGCAGUCCAGGAGUGGAAUGCUCCUGAAUAUUCUCUGCUUUCCAUUGCCCCCAAGGGCUCCUUAUAA